ACUAGCGCUGCUGGCGGCCCCGGCGGCCGGGCGUGCUGCCUGCAAGAUGUCCGUGCGCCGCGGCCGGCGGCCGGCGCGGCCGGGGACCCGCCUCUCCUGGCUGCUGUGCUGCAGCGCCCUGCUGUCCCCGGCCGCGGGCUACGUGAUCGUGAGCUCCGUGUCUUGGGCCGUCACCAACGAGGUGGACGAGGAGCUGGACAGCGCCUCCACUGAGGAGGCUAUGCCCGCGCUGCUAGAGGAUUCGGGCAGCAUCUGGCAGCAAAGCUUCCCCGCCUCUGCCCACAAGGAGGACGCGCACCUGCGGCCCCGGGCGGGCGCCGCCCGGGCCAGGCCGCCCCCCGCGCCACCCGGGAUGUUCUCCUACCGGCGCGAGGGCGGCCAGACGGCCAGUGCGCCCCCGGGCCCUAGACUGCGCGCCGCCACCGCCCGCUCCCUGGCCCAUGCCAGCGUCUGGGGCUGCCUGGCCACCGUGUCCACCCACAAGAAGAUCCAAGGACUGCCAUUUGGGAACUGCCUGCCCGUCAGUGAUGGCCCCUUCAACAAUAGCACUGGGAUUCCUUUCUUCUACAUGACAGCCAAGGACCCCGUGGUGGCUGAUCUGAUGAAGAACCCCAUGGCCUCGCUGAUGCUGCCAGAAUCAGAAGGGGAGUUCUGCAGAAAAAACAUCGUUGAUCCGGAAGAUCCCCGAUGUGUCCAGUUAACGCUCACUGGCCAGAUGAUCGCAGUGUCUCCAGAAGAAGUAGAAUUUGCCAAGCAAGCCAUGUUUUCAAGGCACCCAGGGAUGAGGAAGUGGCCUCGUCAAUAUGAAUGGUUCUUUAUGAAGAUGAGGAUAGAACAUAUCUGGCUUCAGAAAUGGUAUGGAGGCGCAUCCAGUAUUUCAAGGGAGGAAUAUUUCAAAGCAGUUCCCAGAAAGGCCUGAUGGAGUGAGAAGAAAGUCCUUGGUGUUUGCACUUAAAUGAAAACCUUUUCAGUGAUGCAGCCAGACAGCUAUUGACCACUGUCUCUUUGUUGAAGGGUUCAUAGCAGCCCUGCCAUCCCUGCAGCAGAAUGAGAGAGGGUGAACAGGGAACUCUAUGCUAGAUUUGAGAUUAAAGUGGUCAUUUGCAGAUCUCCAACUCACACAGAUACUUCACGUAGAUAGUCUUUAUUCCAUUGUAUUCAAUCCAGACUCAUCGAUUCAGAAAUCAUAUAAUAGCUGGUGGUCAAAAUGACAUGUUGAGAUCAUUGUUGUUUCAUUGUUUAAGGAAAAAAAAAAAUGCCUGUACCUACAAUGUGAUUGCUUUGUAUUGUGAGAGUAUCUUUGUUGCUUGCUCUGCCAAAUGCAGUCUUGGUUCUAAGUUCACUGUGACCACGAAGCAGCUGACUGUGCAUCACGCAGUCACAAUAUUGUUUUUAGGGUGAGGGUGGAGGACUGUGUGUCCGUGGAUUACUCCUCCUGCUGGUGGAUUGCAGAUGCAUUAUUAGGUCAUACUGGCUAGAAUGCAGCUUUUCUCCCACCAUAACAUGAAAACAGUGUAAGAACAUAGGGUGCUUUGUGCAUAGCCCUUCUCUAUGUAAGCAGCCAUGGCAGUCAUUAAAGAGAAAGGAGUAGCUUUGACAUUAAGCUCCCCAGAUCCCUGCUGCUCAUACUUCUGGCAAGGGUUCCCCUCUCUCAUGCAUGAACAGGGGCAUCCAAAAUAAGAAGCUCUCCAUUCUGUGGUGGGGAAAGCGGAGAGGGGAGUGGGUGAAGCUGGGAAAGUAAAGGCAGCACGUUACAGAAGGAAGAAAGGAAGCCAGUAACUGAGGGCCCACUGCCUGCCCGGCCCUGGGCCAGGCCCUCAACAGAAGCCAUCUCAUUUAAGCCCUGCAACCAAUGAGAUGCACGUCAUCAUUGGCUCUUACAGACAAGAAAACUAGACUCAGAGGGGCUGAGUCCACAUCCCAGACAGCUCACUGCAGACACAGGUGGAGUGGUUCCUACAAGACAUCCAGUUUUAACAACAAAAGAGUUAUUGAAAUGCAUGGGUAGAAAUUGAACCAGGAAAAUCAGUAAAGUGAUUGUAAAAAAGAAGGACUAGCUUGCCUGGAGAUGAUGUUUCUUGCUUUUGGAAAAAAAAAAAAAGUCUCUGAAAUUUGAUUCUUACUACAGAUUUAAAACUUUCUACAUAUUAUAUGUAGGAGCUCCUAGUGUUUUUGAGAAAUUAGACUGUACCUGUGUACACUUCUAAGGUCUACAUGGACCUAUGUAUAUAUAUCUAAGACCUCUGAUCAUUAAAACCUAUAAAGGGUUGAGCUGUCCCAAGUUUUCUGUCUUUCUGUAAUGGCUACAAACUUUCUUUGGUAGGUUAGGGAGGUUGUAUAACAUAAAAAACACAUCACUAUAUGUAGGAAAUAUACAUUUUUCAAGUAAAUAAGAGUGUUAUUAAUGAUUAUGAACUUUUGCUUAACAAAAUAACAUACGACGAGAGCUUGAGUUGUCAAAAUAUAUUUUAAUUAUCUAUUGCUAAAAACAUAGUAAGAUGCAGAGAAUUCUUUAUUUGUCAUAAGCCAGUCCUCAAAAGAGUUCCUAACAGUAGUGAUUUCUAAUAUAUAAGAAUAAGGUACUUCUGAGGGAAUUUUAUAUUUUCAGAGUUUAAAAUUAUUGCUACUCCCAAUUUAGAAAAAUGGGGAGAAAGCUGGAAGAACAAAUGACAUGCUCAAAUGUAUUGCAUAAGUCAACCUCACACCUUAAUACUGGGAGCUUCUCUGCCUCCUGAUCCUGUCUUGCAGAUAAGGUCCCCUGGCUAGGUUUGCGUUUAUAGUCAGGUUCCAUUUAGCUCAUUAAAGGUCACUGCUGCUUCAAAGGACUUUGCCCAGUGGAUGCCAUUCAUAACCACUGAUGAAUGUUAUCAGCUAUUUAUCCAAAUUACAGGAAAUGAAACCUGAAAAGGUUGGGUAAGAAUAGUGUUGAAAAUUCACAGUUUUAAGUUUGAUGGUCUCCAUUCAGGCAAGUGUGUUUCAGCAAAUCUCUAGAAAUUUACAUUGAUUAAAAUGUUAGAGGCUGUUCUGGAAGUUCUAGACAUGGCAAUAAGGCAAGAAAAAGAGAUUAAAUGCAUACAGAUCGAAAGAAAAAAAAAGUACCCCUAUUUAGAGAUGAGAGGAUUGCCUACAUAGAAAUUCCAAAUAAUCUAUUUUUUUUAAAAAAAAACUCUGGAACUAGUAUGUGAGUGCAACAAGGUCUCAGGACACAAGAUCAGCAUACAAAAGUCAAUUGCAUUUCUCUAUGCUAACGAUGAACAUGUGGGGAAAAAAACUAAAAACACAAUACCAUUUGCAAUCACUCCAAAGUGAAAUACUUCCGUAUAAACAAAACUUACCCAGGACCUAUGUAGUGAAAAUUUUUAAAUGCUAAGAAAAGAAAUUAAUGACCUAAACAAAGAAAGAGAGAUACCAUGUUCUUGGAUUGGAAGAUACAAACAGUAAAGAUAUCAGUUCUCCCCAUCUCCAUCUCUAGGUUUAAUGCAAUUCCUAUCAAAAUCUCAACAAGGAUUUUGUAGACCUAUACAAGCUUAUUUUAAAAGUUACAUGGAAAGGCACAGGCAUUGAAAUAGCUAAAACAGUCUUGUAAAAGCAGAAUAAGGUAGGAGAAAUCAUUCUAUUUAAUAUAGAGUUAUGAUGUAGCUACAGUAUUCAAGAAGUGUGGUAUUUGGUGGAGGCAUAGAAACACAUUGAUGGAACAGAAUAGGGAAUCUAGAAAUAGGCCCACACAAAUAUGCUCAACUGAUUUUCUUUUACAAAAGUACAAAACUAAUUCAACAGAGGAUAGCCUUUUCAAUAAGUGUGGAGUAAGUGGACAUCCAUAGGAAAAUAAAAUGAACCUUGGACUAAACUUCAUACCUUAUGCAAAAAUUAACUCAGAUCAUAUCUGUAAAAAUAAAAUGUAAAACUAUAAAACUAUAGGAUAUAGAAAAUCUUUUGGAACUAGGGCUAAGCAAAGGGUUGUUAGACUUGAUACCAAAAGCACAAUUCAUAAAAGAAAAUUUGAUAAAUUAAACUUCAUCAGAAUUUAAAACAUUUGUUCUGCAAAAGACCAUGUUAAAAGGCCGAGAAGACAGGCCACAUACUGGGAGAAAAUAUUUCCAAACCACAUAUCCAACAAAAGAUUAGUAUCUAGAAUAUAUAAAGAACUGUCAAAACUCAACAGCUAAAAAAUUCUAAUUAGAAAAUGGAGCACAUGAACAGACAUUUCACUGCAGAGGAUAUAAAAAUGGCAAAUAAGCGCAUGAAAAGACAUGAAAAGACAGUCAACAGCACUAGUCACUAGGGGAACUGCAAACUAAUACUACAAUGAGAUAUCACUACAUAGCUACCAAAAUUGCUAAAAUAAAAAAUAAUGAUAACACCAAACGCUGACAAGGAUGCAGAUAAACCGGGUCAGUCAUACACUAGUGGUGGGAAUAGAAAAUGGAACAGCCACUCCGCAAAACCAUUUGCCAGUUUCUCAUAAAACUAAACAUACAACUGCCAUACUGACCCUCAAUUGCUCCUGGGCAUUUAUACAAGAGAAAUGAAAAGAGGUUCACACAAAAACUUGUGCAUGAAUGUUCAUAUCAGUUUUAUCCAUAAUGUUCAAAAACUUGGAGAAAUCAGAUGGCCUUUAACGGGUGGCUGGUGAAACAGUGGAUGGUGCCUCUAUGCCCGGAAUACUACUCAGCGAUAAAAAAGAACUAAUUACUGACAUGGGCAACCACUGGGAUGAAUUCCAGAGAAUUGUGCUGAGUGAGCAAAGCCAAUCAUAAAAGUUUGCACACUGUAUGAUUCCAUUUACAUAACAUUUUGAAAUGCAAAAUUAUAGGAAUGGAGAAUAGAUUAGGGGUUGCCAGGGAGGAGUGGGGAGAACAAGAGAGUUGGGCAUAACUAUAAAAGGAUAGCACAAGAGAUCCUUGUGGUGAUGGACAUAUUCAGUAUCUUGACCAAAUCAAUGUGAAAAUCCUGGUUGGGAUAUUGUACUGUAGUUUAGCAAGAUGUGCCAUUGGGGAAAACUGGGUAAAAAGAACACAGGAUCUCUGUAUUAUUUCUUACAACUGCAUGUGAAUCUACAGUUAUCUACAACUAUCUCAGAAUCUACAAUUAUCUCUGAGUAAAAAGCUUAACAUAAACAAGAUUUAGGGCUUAGCUUAAUAAAGCAUUUAUACUCUCUCUCUUAUUAGUCCCUAAUAAAAUGAGGAACUGAGCUAUAAGCCAAAACCUAGUACAAAGAGACAGCAUUUCAUUUGUUAACCGUUAAUAUAUCCAUUUGCAGAAGAGGUGUAAAAUUCUUUAAAAUUUUCCUAAAUAUGUUCAAUUUAAUGUUAAAUACAAAUUAACAAGAAUUCAACAAAUCUGCUGUAUAGAUUUUAAGUGGGUCACUUAGGAGGAGAGGACAUCUUCGAAUUUCUGAUAUAAACACGUUGAGUAAGCUAUAGGUGUAUAUAAGUAUCCAAGUGUGUAUAUAAUGAUUCUCCACUGAUUUUAUAGAGAAGAACUAUAUUUCCAGUAAUCUUCCCCUAAAUAUUGUGGGAAAUAAUUCUGUUUUAGUGAAUAAGCUAAUUAAAGUCUAUCCAGACCACCAUGUUUUUAUUUACAGUGACUAUAUAUAUCCAUGAUUUUGACAUAGAGUAUAAUUCUGAUGUUACUUAUUUCAAUAUGCCUUGUAUAUAUUAGCUGUUUAUAAGAGAGUCGCUUUUUGGUUGAAAAGUAUUUCUAGGCUGAGCAAGGUAGCUCAUGCCUGUAAUCCAAACACUUUGGGAGGCCAAGGCAGGAGGAUCACUUGAGGUCAGGAGUUCAAGAGCAGCCUGGGCAACAUAGUGAGACCUCAUCUCUACAAAAAAUAUUUAUUAAAAAAAAAAAAAAAAAAGCCCAGCAUGGUGGUGCACACCUGUAGUUCUAGCUACUCAAGAGGCUGAGGUGGGAGGAUUGCUUUGAGGCCAGGAGUUUGACCUCCUGAGCUGUGAUCAUGCCACCACACUUGAGUGAUAGAGUGAGACUUUGUCUCUUAAAAAAAAAAAAAGGUAUUUCUACAAUUUUUCCAAAAAGUCUGUAUUUAUUUAAAUAAUUGAACUAUCAAAUACUGUUCUGAAAAUAAAACCUCUCUAGGAUAAUUUAUUGAUGCUUAUUUGAUUGCUAUAACAGAAAGUCAAUUAUUGUACAAUUUGAAUUGUAAUGAUGUGAUUAUUUGUGCCAUGUAAUGCAUGUAAAAUGUAAAAUCUGUUUUCAAAACUAGAUCUAUUUAACCAAAGACUAUUUCAUUCCUGAUAUGAUUUGUGUGCUUGAUUAAAUGAAUUUAUGAUAUUGA
Molecule: messenger RNA, 6292 nt
Organism: Homo sapiens (human)
Lineage: Eukaryota; Metazoa; Chordata; Mammalia; Primates; Hominidae
Gene: CREG2
Product: cellular repressor of E1A stimulated genes 2
Exons: 4
Coding region: 47-919 (290 amino acids)
Cellular component (GO): Golgi apparatus; endomembrane system; endoplasmic reticulum
Source: RefSeq, marked validated